Mugil cephalus (flathead mullet) is the source of this 2516-nucleotide messenger RNA. RefSeq names its product forkhead box N1 (gene foxn1). Gene Ontology annotation, biological process: regulation of transcription by RNA polymerase II. NCBI's taxonomy places the organism in Eukaryota, Metazoa, Chordata, Actinopteri, Mugiliformes, Mugilidae. The record is from RefSeq and is a predicted model, not a curated record. Gene Ontology annotation, molecular function: transcription cis-regulatory region binding; DNA-binding transcription factor activity, RNA polymerase II-specific. The transcript is spliced from 8 exons. The coding region runs from base 168 to 1970 and encodes 600 amino acids.
AGUCAAUCUAAUCGAAGUGCUUCACUGUCAAGUUGUGGGAGGAAAGAGGUGCACAGGGAAAUGGACUUAAGGUGUUAACAGUGGUUUCUGGACUGACUGAGCAAAUCUGAACUGGACCCGCUCAUUUACAAAGACACUUAUUGAUUAGGAGCAGAGUUUGGUACAGAAUGUCACUCUCCCCGACAUAUUCCCCAAGCAGCAUCAAGUCUCACGCAUCAACCCCUCAGGUCGGCCGACACACCUGCGAGCCCCUCGGGACCUCCUGCCAACAGAUGGUAGAAUCACAGAACGAAGAGGGCAUGGACGUCUGCUUCACGCAGUGGGAGAGAAACACCUUCAGUUUGAGAACUGCAUGUGUAAACAGGAGGCACAGCGCAGACGGGGGCGUCACGUCGGGGUCAAGAGACCGGCUCGCUGACUCUGACCGCUUCCACCCGUACCAUCGGCAGUUCAGUGAUGGAGCAGUGGCCGUUGCCGGUUGCCUCCAGGAGAGGCCACCUUCGUCCUAUCUCCAGGAGCUGCGCAGCCCUGACACUUGCUCCCACAGCGAGGACGGGACGACAGCCUGGGACCAGUACAACGGCAGCAUUCAGGUUUCUGGAGUCAUGGUACACUCAGUUUUAUUUAUGUUAAGGCUUUGCAAUCCAACACAGAGUGAUGAACUGACAUCAAGUUGCUGUAAUAGCAAACUUCCUUUUAUUUUCUCAAAUCCGCAGAGUUCUUACACAGAGAUACCAACUGCACCAGUGGAGCCCUCCUGCUUCCUGUCCCAAAACUAUGCAUCCUACAACUCAUCGAGCCCUCUGCAACAGGUUUCAUCUAGGCUGUAUCCUAAUAGCAACCAGUCCACCAACACCAAAUAUUCCCUGUCCACUCAGUCACACAAGGACCAGUCCCUCUUUCCAAAGCCCAUUUACUCAUACAGCAUCUUGAUUUUCAUGGCUCUGAAGAAUAGUAAGACAGGAAGUCUGCCAGUCAGCGAGAUCUACAGCUUCAUGACUGAACACUUCCCAUACUUCAAGACAGCCCCGGAUGGAUGGAAGAACUCUGUGCGGCACAACCUGUCCCUGAACAAGUGCUUUGAGAAGGUGGAGAACAAAAAUGGGAACACAUCACGUAAAGGCUGCCUGUGGGCGCUCAAUCCGGCCAAGGUGGAGAAGAUGCAGGAAGAGCUGCACAAGUGGCGUCGCAAAGACCCCAUCAGUGUUCGCAGGAGCAUGGCGAGGCCAGAAGACCUUGAUCGUCUACUCGGAGAGAGACCCGACAAACUCAGGUCUUUGCCACCUUACACCAGCCCAGCUCCCAUAUCGAGAAUGGCCCCUCUCUACAGGACCGCCUCGUCGUCUUGUACCCCAGCCCAGGUUCGACGAGCGUGCCAACCAGUGGGGCGUUCCCACUAUGCCCGCAUUCAACCUCAGCAGCCCUGCUACUUUCCCCCCGCCACUCCUCACCCCAGCAACUCCUUUGCUGUGUACUCGCCCUGUGGACAGCAGCCUGCGGCCGGCGAUCCAUCAGCCACCGGAAGCCUGAACUCGCCCAUGCCGGGGAGGAUGCCACCUGUUUACAACGCCGCCCUGCAGGAUUUGCUGUUGGAGGGGGAUGCUAGUUAUGACAUUGACACACUCAACCCCACCCUGAUUGACCUGCAGCUGCAAGGUAACUUGUGGGAGGAGUUAAGGGAGGACAGCCUGGUGUUAGAGCCGCAAGUUAGCAACACAGCUUUGUCCGCCUGCCAACAUUCACAGGACAGCUGCCAGCUGCAGCUAAUCACGCCUCCUCUCAGUGAGUCGUCGGCGGAGGCGGCCGGCGGUCAAUGUAAAGCAGAGUACGAGGAUGAGGAGGACACGGGCACCGGACGAGACGUGGGGCAGCACGGCCGUUUGAAUGGACUGCACCCUGUGGUUUAUUCAGGAGUGGAAAGUUUGGCUGGGUAUCUGACCUCCUGCACCACAUCCAUAUCCUUAAUGUAAACCCUCUUUCACCCUUCCUGACUAGUAACAAACAGUAUGAACGAUAUGAAUGGACCAUAUUGUUGCAAGCUUCACGGCACGCUGUCUGUUUGGCUGUCGUGACACCCUUCUGUUUAUCUCUGUGUGACAGACCCUGUUUUUACAGUUGUAAAACUAUUCACAGUUGAGGUCACAGUCGAGCUAAUAAAAGAAAUGAACAAUUUAACCCUUUUAUCUUUUCGAGUACACGUUUCUUUACCUGUAUAUUUCAAGGAGCCUGUAUCAUUUCUCGUGGUGACUUCAUAAUCAGUUUACGAAGUGUUUCGAUUCUUUUCCCAUCCCUCAUGAAACUGUAAUUAAAUUGCUCAUAGUAAACUGUGGUGUUAAUUUGUGAAUUUAUGUUUGUAUUUAUUUACCUUUUACAAGCUGUGCUGUUGCAUUGAUUGACAAAUUUCAUAUUUUUGUUGAAUAAAAUUGUGUAUUUUUUAAGUCAUUUAAAAAAUGUUUCAUUUUUGCCAUUUGUCAAUCAGUUUUCCAGUAUAAAUAAAUGUGUAUAUUCUUGCUGUA